Molecule: messenger RNA, 1272 nt
Organism: Fusarium coffeatum
Lineage: Eukaryota; Fungi; Ascomycota; Sordariomycetes; Hypocreales; Nectriaceae
Exons: 2
Coding region: 1-1272 (423 amino acids)
Biological process (GO): formation of cytoplasmic translation initiation complex; translational initiation; formation of translation preinitiation complex
Cellular component (GO): cytosol
Molecular function (GO): translation initiation factor activity; GDP-dissociation inhibitor activity; eukaryotic initiation factor eIF2 binding
Source: RefSeq, a predicted model, not a curated record
AUGGCUCUCGUCAACGUUCGCCGCGAUGUCAGCGAUGCUUUCUAUCGUUACAAGAUGGAGCGUCUGCAGACCAAGAUCGAAGGCAAGGGAAACGGUAUCAAGACCGUCGUUGUCAACUUGAGCAGCGUCGCUGCCUCCCUCGCCCGUCCCGGUGCCUACGUCAUCAAGUACUUCGGGUUUGAACUUGGUGCUCAAACCAACAUUGACCCCAAGGACGACCGUUGGAUCAUCAACGGCGCUCAUGAUGCUCCUAAACUCCAGGAUCACCUCGACGGUUUCAUCAACAAGUUUGUUCUCUGCAAGAAGUGCAAGAAUCCUGAGACCGACGUCGUCAUUAAGGAUGAUCAUAUCCUUCUUGACUGCAAAGCCUGUGGUCAGCGUACUGAUGUUGACCUUCGCCUCAAGCUUAGUGGCUUCAUCCUCAAGAACCAGCCCAAGAAGGGCAAGAAAGACAAGGCCGAGCGAAGGGCUGCCAAGAAGGCUCGACAGAACGGUAACGCUGCAAAUGGCACCAACGGCCAGAACGGCGCUGGCAGCGAUGAAGCUUCCGAGAACGGUUCCAACGAGAAUGGCGAUGAGGACGUUGGUAGCGACGAUGAGUUUCAAAAGGUCCAGGCCGAGGCUGCUGAAGUCGCCCAGGAGAACGAAGUCAAGGAGCACGAGUGGGCUGUAGACAUGAGUGAGGAAGCUGUCAAGGCCCGCCAGGCGUCUCUCCCCGGCGAGUUCAAGCAGAAGCUUAACAUUGGCGAUGACGACGACGAAGAAGGCGAUGGUGGUCCCACUGUCUACGAUGAGCUCGGUGACUGGAUUCAGUCUCAGGCUGAGGAGAAGGGAAACAUUGACAAAGUUGAAUCGAUCGAUAUCUAUGUCAAGGCCAAGGAACUCGGCAUCGAGAACAAGCACCGCACUGUUCUUGUUCUUGUUCAAACCAUUUUCGACAAGAACAUUGUUGCUCAGAUUUCUAAGCGUGCUAGCAUGCUCAAGCAGUUUGUUACCUCCGAGCGUCACGAGAAGGCCCUUCUUGGAGGCACUGAGCGUCUGGUUGGAAGGCUUGCUGCUGAUCAACCUGAGAUGUUCCAGUCUAUCGUUAAGAUACUUCAGCUUUACUACCACCACGACCUGGUCAGCGAGGAGGUUGUGACCAAGUGGGGCUCCAAGGCUAGCAAGAAGUACACUGAUAUUUCCACUUCCAAGAAAGUCCGCAAGGCUGCUGAGCCCUUCCUGACUUGGCUCGCGGAGGCCGACUCAGAGGAGUCUUCUGACGAGGAGUAG